CUUCGAAGGACAAGCAGGAGCAUCUCCUAGGGAAGAGCAGAGUUUUCAGAGAGAGUAGUACUAGCAGUAGUAGAGAGAGAGAGAGAGAGAGAGAGAGAGAGAAAGAGGGAAAGGCAGUGAAGAAAAUUUAAUUGUUCUGUUUCUGAAAGAGAACCCUCUUAUUUGGGUAUCGGGGGUUACACAGACAAAUAAAGACUGGCAGCUGUGAUGACGUCUUCACUCAGUAGAGACCUCAUCUUUCUAAUUUUGCAGUUUCUUGAUGAAGAAAAGUUCAAAGAAACUGUUCACAAGCUCGAGCAAGAAUCAGGAUUGUUCUUUAAUAUGAAGUACUUUGAAGAGCUUGUUAUGAAUGGCAACUGGGACGAGGUCGAAAAGUAUCUCUCUGGGUUUACCAGAGUGGAUGAUAACCGCUAUUCUAUGAAGAUAUUUUUCGAAAUUCGAAAGCAAAAGUACCUUGAGGCAUUAGAUAAGUUUGAUCGAGCCAAAGCUGUAGAUAUCCUCAUUAAGGAUUUGAAGGUGUUUUCCUCUUUCAAUGAAGAUUUGUUCAAAGAGAUCACUCAGCUCCUCACAUUGGAUAAUUUCAGGUCACACUGCAGGGAAAAUGAUCAACUCUCAAGUUACAGAGACGCAAAAACAGCUAGAACUAUUAUGCUGAUUGAGCUCAAGAAGCUUAUUGAGUCUAAUCCUCUUUUCCGCGAUAAAGUACAGUUUCCUAACAUAAAAGGCUCAAGGUUGCGGAUGCUUAUCAACCAAAGCUUAAAUUGGCAACAUUCCCUUUGUGGAAAUCCAAGGCAAAAUCCUGAUAUACGAACUCUUUUUGCGGAUCACAAUUGUAGGAAUUCCAAUGACGCAUAUGUCCAUCUUGCUUCAAGCAAUCAGCUUGUAGGUUCUGCUCCAAAAACUGAAGGUUUCCUUCAAAUGGUUGUAAAUGGGCCAUAUCAACCCACAUCAGCACCAGUACAAACUCCAUUUACCACAUGGAUAUCUAAUCCCUCAACUGCUACUCAUCCAGUAGUUUCUGGAGCUGCAUUAAAUUUUGGCAGUCUAAAUCCAGCUACAAUGUCAAAAGGUCUUGGGGAUUCUGAUGCUUCCAGACCAAGGAUAUCUGGCGUUUCAGAUAGGAUAAUGUUACCAGGAAAUAAUUCUGGUCAAAAUCAUCAUGGCUUCGCUUUUAACAUAAUUGAAGAAUUGCCCAAGACUGUGGCACGUACAUUAAACCAGGGCUCUGUUCCCACAAGCAUGGAUUUUCAUCCUGCUCAACAAACUCUACUUCUCGUUGGAACCAGCAUUGGGGACAUUAGCUUGUGGGAAGUUAGUUCUAGGGAGAAGCUGGUCUCCAAAAAUUUUCAGGUAUGGGAUAUUGAAGCAAGUUCAAUGAUACUGAAGGCAUCUAUAAUCAAAGAUCCAUGUGUUUCUGUGAAAUGCGUGUUAUGGAGUCCUGAUGGUUCAUUAUUUGGAGUUGCACAUUCGAAGCAUAUAUUGCAGUUAUACACCUAUUGUGGUGGACAAGAUAUUAGACAUCAUUUGGAGAUUGAUGCUCACAUUGGAAGUAUAAAUGAUCUAGCCUUCUGCAAUCCCAAGCAACUUGCUGUCAUUACUUGUGGUGAUGACAAGGCCAUCAAGGUUUGGGAUUUGACUACUGGUGCAAAACUUUUUACAUUUGAAGGUCAUGAUGCUCCUGUACAUUCUAUCUGCCCUCACUCUAGAGAUAAUGUUCAUUUUAUCUUUUCAACAUCUGUCGAUGGAAAAAUUAAGGCAUGGUUAUAUGACUCUUUGGGAUCCAGGGUUGAUUAUGAUGCUCCUGGUCACUCAUGCACUGCAAUGUCCUAUACUGCUGAUGGAAAGAGGCUAUUUUCAUGUGGGACAAGUCAAAAGGGAGAGUCGCACUUGGUAGAAUGGAAUGAAAAUGAAGGUUCCAUAAAAAGAACAUAUCAAGGAUUUCAUAAACGUUCUUUAGGUGUUGUUCAAUUUGAUACUACCAAGAACAGGUUCUUGGCUGUUGGUGAUGAUUACUCAAUCAAAUUUUGGGAUAUGGAUAAUCCCAAUAUUUUGACAACCAUCGAUGCUGAAGGAGGCUUACCAGCAAGUCCACGAAUUCGAUUCAACAAGGAAGGCACAUUAUUGGCAGUUUCUGCAAAUGAUAAUAAAAUCAAGAUCUUGGCAACUAUAGAUGGGCUACGUUUGAUGCAUACAUUUGAAGGCCAUUCUCUCAUGGCUUCGAGACUUGGAAUUGCAUAUGACACAUUAACAAAGAAUGGUGAUGCUAGAAACUUAGAAGAUGCAAAAUCAAGAUUACCUGAAGAACCAAACCCAUCAAAAACAUGGAAACUGGUUGAGAUUAAUGAUCCUUCUUGGCUUCGGUCGUUGAGGCUCUCAGCCCGUGUUAAAACAGAUAAGAUUGCAAGGUUGAUCUACACAAAUUCGGGCACAGCCAUCUUGGCACUAGCACUCAAUGGCAUUCAUCUACUAUGGAAGUGGCCACGACUAGACCAUAAUUUGAGUGGGAAGGCCACCACCAAGGUUUCCCCUCAAUUGUUGCAUCCGGCUUCUGGCAUAUUAAUGACAAAUGAUCUAACAGAUGCUAAGCCUGAAGAGGCUGUACCUUGCUUUGCUUUGUCUAAGAAUGAUUCCUACAUUAUGUCAGCAUCUGGAGGCAAAAUUUCCUUGUUCAAUACUAUGACAUUUAAGACAAUGACAACAUUCAUGUCUCCACCACCUGCUGCAACAUAUCUUGCUUUCCACCCUCAAGAUAACAAUAUAAUUGCAGUAGGCAUGGGCGAUUCUACAAUACAUAUAUACAACGUUCGCAUGGAUGAAGUCAAAACCAAGCUUAAGGGACACUCUAAGAGAAUCAGUGGACUUGCAUUCUCCAGUGUGCUGAAUAUGCUCAUUUCCUGCGGUGCAGAUGCUCAGAUUAUCGUAUGGAGUUCUGAUAAAUGGGAAAAACAGAAGAAUACUUUUGUGAAAAUUCCAGCUGGGAGGACACCUGCAGGAAUGUCAAACACCCAAGUUCAGAUUCACCUAGACCAGAUCCACUUACUUGUAGUACAUGAAACUCAGCUUGCCAUAUAUGAAACAACAAAACUUGAAUGCACAAAGCAGUGGACAAUUGGAGAAUUUGCAGCACCAAUCUCCCACGCAACUUUCUCAUGCGAUAGCCAGCUAGUAUACAGUAGCUUCCUGGAUGGAAUUCUACGCAUAUUUAGCGCAUCAAAUCUUGAAGUUCAAUGUCAAAUUAAUCCUUGUGCAUACCUUCCACCAGAUAUCAGGUCUACAGUAUACCCACUUGUGAUAGCAGCACAUCCUCAAGAAGCUAACCAGUUCGCUAUAGGGCUAGCGGAUGGGAAUGUUAUGGUCUUUGAGCCUCUUGAAUCUGGUGGUAAAUGGACUGUGUCUUCUCCUAUUGAGAAUGGGACAACAAGCAACGCUCCUCCUGUCCAGCCAAUCAUUGCCCUUGAUAAACCUCAACAACCUGGAAUGAACGAAGUCUAGUUGCUAUUUAAAUGUCAGCUUGUACAUUUUAAUAGUAAUUAGGUUAGGCUUUUCUUUCGCUGGAUGAAUUUUACAUACAUGUAGGCUAAACUUUGAGUUUAAUUUUAUAGUUUUAUAGAUGAAUCUGAGUACCAAUUUGCCAAA
Jatropha curcas is the source of this 3636-nucleotide messenger RNA. Its product is annotated as topless-related protein 1. NCBI's taxonomy places the organism in Eukaryota, Viridiplantae, Streptophyta, Magnoliopsida, Malpighiales, Euphorbiaceae. Gene Ontology annotation, biological process: regulation of DNA-templated transcription. Gene Ontology annotation, molecular function: protein binding. The record is from RefSeq and is a predicted model, not a curated record.